Molecule: messenger RNA, 1453 nt
Organism: Closterium sp. Naga37s-1
Lineage: Eukaryota; Viridiplantae; Streptophyta; Zygnematophyceae; Desmidiales; Closteriaceae
Source: the annotation of a GenBank genome assembly
CCGCGCCAUUCCCCUGUUCCUCCUCGCAGGGGGGGUGGCGCACAACAUAGCGGAGUGCAUGGCAGCACUCUCCGCCACGCCCUUCCUCAUCUCCGCCGUGGGGGAUGACGCUGCAGGCAGGCCCAUGGCCCACCCUUUCUUCCCCUCAUCCGUGCUUCCCCACAUUUCCCUCCCUGCUUCUCCUCAGUUCCCCCCUUGCUUCCCCUCAUUUCCAUCCCUGCUUCCCCUCAUUUCCAUCCCUGCUUCACCUCAUUUCCAUCCCUGCUUCACCUCAUUUCCAUCCCUGCUUCACCUCAUUUCCAUCCCUGCUUCACCUCAUUUCCCUCCCUGCUUCACCUCAUUUCCAUCCCUGCUUCACCUCAUUUCCAUCCCUGCUUCACCUCAUUUCCAUCCCUGCUUCCCCUCAUUUCCAUCCCUGCUUCACCUCAUUUCCAUCCCUGCUUCACCUCAUUUCCAUCCCUGCUUCACCUCAUUUCCAUCCCUGCUUCACCUCAUUUCCAUCCCUGCUUCACCUCAUUUCCCUCCCUGCUUCACCUCAUUUCCCUCCCUGCUUCACCUCAUUUCCCUCCCUGCUUCACCUCAUUUCCCUCCCUGCUUCACCUCAUUUCCCUCCCUGCUUCACCUCAUUUCCCUCCCUGCUUCACCUCAUUUCCCUCCCUGCUUCACCUCAUUUCCCUCCCUGCUUCACCUCAUUUCCCUCCCUGCUUCACCUCAUUUCCCUCCCUGCUUCACCUCAUUUCCAUCCCUGCUUCACCUCAUUUCCAUCCCUGCUUCACCUCAUUUCCAUCCCUGCUUCACCUCAUUUCCAUCCCUGCUUCACCUCAUUUCCAUCCCUGCUUCACCUCAUUUCCAUCCCUGCUUCACCUCAUUUCCCUCCCUGCUUCACCUCAUUUCCCUCCCUGCUUCACCUCAUUUCCCUCCCUGCUUCACCUCAUUUCCCUCCCUGCUUCACCUCAUUUCCCUCCCUGCUUCACCUCAUUUCCCUCCCUGCUUCACCUCAUUUCCCUCCCUGCUUCACCUCAUUUCCCUCCCUGCUUCACCUCAUUUCCCUCCCCGCUUCCCCUCAUUUUCCACGCUGCUGGCCCCUCAUUUCCCUCCCUGCUUUCCCUGUUUGUACCUGCUUCCCCUCAUUUCCCCCCUGCUUCCCCUCAUUUCCCCCCUGCUUCCCCUCAUUUCCCCCGCUGCUUCUCCUCGAAUCCUCCUCCGCUUCCCAGGAUUUCCCCCUCUGUUACCCCUCGUUUUCCCCCCUUGCUUUCCCUCGUUUCCCCCCCUGCUUCCCCUCGUUUCCCCCUCUUCUUCACCUCGUUUCAUCUUCCUAUCUCUCACUUUCCCUCUCCCCCUCUUCCUAUCUCCCCUCUUCCCUAUCCUCCCUCUUCUUACGUGCAGUGACACCAAUGAAGAGUUUCUGGCACAGCAACUCGCCGAAGCCCAUCAUCCCAUGCCACGCUCGUAG